Messenger RNA from Anoplopoma fimbria (sablefish), 5041 nucleotides. Its product is annotated as zinc finger protein 26-like. The transcript is spliced from 5 exons. Bases 16 to 4359 code for a protein of 1447 amino acids. Gene Ontology annotation, molecular function: RNA polymerase II cis-regulatory region sequence-specific DNA binding; DNA-binding transcription factor activity. Gene Ontology annotation, biological process: regulation of transcription by RNA polymerase II. Lineage: Eukaryota; Metazoa; Chordata; Actinopteri; Perciformes; Anoplopomatidae. The record is from RefSeq and is a predicted model, not a curated record.
CAGAAAAGGAGCAGAAUGUGCGCCGUGCGGCUGCUGCGGGGCUCGGUGCACCAGCGGCUCUGCGCCGCCGCAGAAGACGUUCUGCUGCGGGUGGAAAGAGGAGAAUGUUGGGCCGAACUCCCGGCGCUCAGAGCGCUGCUCACCGAGCGGCUGACGGCGGCUGCGGAGGAGAUCGUCGGUCUGCUGGAGGAAACCGUGGCGGAGUACGAACACCGAGCGGAGCGCUCCGAGCGGGAGGUCUGCCGCCAGAGGAGGCUGCUGGAGGCCGUGCUGAAGCCCGAAGUCCGGCUGCAGCGAGCAGACUGUCUGCAGGAGCUGACCCUGAACCAUAGAGACCUCCAGCCUUCAGUGGACCCUGCAGACCUGAACCACAGAGACCUCCAGCCUUCAGUGGACCCUGCAGACCUGAACCACAGAGACCUCCAGCCUUCAGUGGACCCUGCAGACCUGAACCACAGAGACCUCCAGCCUUCAGUGGACCCUGCAGACCUGAACCAGGCGGCAGCUAAACCCGUGGACAGCGAUGCUUCCUGCCCGUCUGCGCUUCACUCUCCUUCUCCUACCGGCGAUCCGCCCGCCUCGCCGAGCAGCUCGGCCGUCCACAGCGACUGUGUUCCAGACAGGAAGUGGACCGGACGCGGUCAGACUCUGAGACCUUCGUGGAAAAAGAAGCGAGGACGGCCGCCGCUCGCCAUCAGGAACAAACGGAAGAGGUCGACUCCGGCUCAGAGCUUCAGCUGUUACGCGUGUGGACGCUCUCUGCAGGGGAAAGGCUUCCUGCUCAAACACGUCCUGCAGGUCUGCGCCAAGGACUCGGACUGCUGCUGCGGCUUCUGUGGCGAGCGGUUGGACUCCGCUGCCGACCUGACGGCUCACCUACAAACACACCAGGUGAAGAGUAAAACCUGUUCUUUCUGCGGGAAAACCUUCCAAUCAAUUCUGGCACAGGAGCUGCACAUGCGUCUGCACACCGGAGAGAAACCGCACAGCUGCGACAUCUGCGGAAAGAAAUUCAGCCAGAAAGGAAACCUGUCGUCACACAUGCGCAUCCACGCCGCAGAGAAACCCUUCAAGUGUAAAGAGUGCAGCCGGGCCUUCUAUCACAUGACGUCUCUAGAGCGCCACAUGCAGGACCACAGCGGGCAGGAGGUGCACUUCUGCAGCGUCUGCGGUCAGGAGUUCAGGAUGCGGCGCAGCCUGCGCCGACACAUGGCAACUCAUCAGAAGGAAGCCGUGGACAAACCGAAGAGACGCCGCAGCUCGCUGCGGUCCUUCCACUGCAAAGCGUGCGGAGACGCCUUCGACAAGAGGACCUUAUUGGUGGAACAUGUGGAAACUCACGUGCAGGACCCGGACUGCUGCUGCGGACUCUGUGGACACCAGUACGAGUCCGCCGCCAGCCUCGCCGCUCACCUGCACUCCCACCGCGAGAUCGGCAAUACCUGCCACGUCUGCGGGAAGUGCUUCAGUGCUCAGGCGGCGCUGCUGAUGCACAUGAGGAUCCACACCGGAGAGAAACCGUACUCCUGCAGCUCCUGUGGGAAGAGCUUCAACCAGAGCGGCAACCUGAAGACGCACCUGAAGACCCACACCGGGGAGAAGGCGUUCUCCUGCAGCCUCUGCGGGAAGGGAUUCACCCAGAAACAGACUCUGGACACUCACGUCCGCUUCCACAACAAAGAGAGACGCUUCCUGUGCCAAGUGUGCGGGAAGGGCUUCAUGCAGGAAGUGGACCUGAAGAGACACAUGCUGAUCCACACCGGAGAGAAACCGUACAGCUGCCGGGUCUGCGGGAAGAGCUUCCAGGCCAAACGGUCGCUCAACGGUCACUUCAAAGUCCACACGGCUGAAGGGGGGGGGUCGGGCCCAGAGCCGGAUCAGACCUCAGAUCAGCAGAGGACGGACGGUCUGUACUCGGGCUUCAUCCAUCUGACGGAGCUCCGGACCGGGAUGUCUCUGACCGAAUCCCCGCCGCGCUGCGGGCUCCGGGCCCUGGUGGCGUCGGUGUCAGAGCAGCUGACCCGGGUGGUGGAGGAGGUGAUGAGGAGGCUGGAGAAGCUCAGCCGCUCCGGGUCACCGGCUGCUGCGGCCGCUGCAGCUGCUGCUCACCGAGCGGCUGGCGGCGGCGGCGGAGCGGAUCGUGGAGCUGCUGCAGCGGGAGAUGGAGGAGGACCGGCGGCAGCUGGAGCAGCAGAAGCGGCUGCUGGAGGCGGUGCUGGGCCCCGUGGUCCGCCUGAACCGGACCGACUCCAUCAGGACGACCGAAAACAAACCAGCCCGCCCCCCCACGGCUCCGCCGUCAGAGGUCGGCCCCCCACGGUUCCACCCAGAUCUGACUCCUCAGAUGUCUCUGCAGCCGUCAGCGGCGACGACUCGUCCAGUUUUACAGAAACACUCAGGACAGACGGAGGACGACAGAUGCGCCCGGCGGCGUCCUGCUGUCUGAUCUGUGGAAAAACGUUCCGUCACAAAGGGAAUCUGGUGAAACAUGCGGAGACACACCCGGACCGCCCGGAGUGUAGCGUCUGUGGACAACAGGUCGCGUCCUCAGACGGUUUGUUGGACCAUCUCAGGUCUCACAGAGAAUCCGGCGGCUCGUGUGAAAUCUGUGGGAAGACGUUUCAGAACAUGGAGACGCACCUGAGGAGUCACACGGGAGUCAAACCGUUCAGCUGCAACGUCUGCACCAAGGGCUUCCCCCGACCCGGAGCGCUGAGGAGACACAAGAAGAUCCACAGCAGGAGGACACCCGACAUCUGUCCCCUCUGUGGACUGACCUUCACCCAAAACCAGCUGCUCCUAGAUCACCUGAGGACACACGGAGACGAGGACGGAGAUGAGGACGGAGAUGAGGACGGAGAUGAGGACGGAGAUGAGGACGGAGACGAGGACAGUCAGUCUGAGACGCUGAAACAAAAGAAAGACCGAAGGCAGAGGUCUGGACAGAAGUCGUCUCCGGCGUCCUCGCUCUGCUGCAGAGUCUGCAGCGACUCCUUCCACAGCCGAGGGUUCCUGAGGAAACACGCCGAGACGCACUGCAGAGACGCUCAGAGCGUCUGUGGCGUCUGUGGACAGACGCUGGACUCACCUGACGGUCUGCUGACUCACCUGCAGUCCCACAGAGAGACCGGCGGGACCUGCAGCAUCUGUGGGAAGAGUUUCCAGAACAUGGAGACACACAUGCGAAGCCACACGGGAGUCAAACCGUACCAGUGCCGAGUCUGCAACAAGCGCUUCCCCCGACCCGGAGCGCUGAGGCGCCACAAGAAGAUCCACAGCGACGACCGGCCGCACGCCUGCCGGCACUGCGGGAAGACGUUCACGGAGAGCAGCGCCCUGAAGACUCACAGCCGGAGCCACUCACGGGAGACGGAUGAGGACGCAAAACCUCCGCAGGACUCUCAGAGCGCCAAGUCUGAGACGGAGACGAGUCUAAGUGUCCAAGAGAACGCCACGGAGUCAACCCCGAUGUCCGCCGGCUGUAAAGUCUGUGGAGAGUCUUUCCAGAGUAAAGGUAGUCUGAGGAAACACGCCAGGAGUCACUCGGCAGAGUCCGUCUGCGGCGUCUGCGGUGAAAGUUUACCGCCGACCGAGACUCUGACGGACCACCUGCAGACCCACAGGGACGCCGGUAAAAUCUGUCACAUCUGUGGUAAAACCUACCAGAACAUCGAGACGCACAUGCGGAGUCACACCGGAGUCAAACCGUACUGCUGCUCCGUCUGCGGUAAGUCCUUCCCGCGGCCCGGCGCCCUGCGGCGCCACAAGAGGAUCCACAGCGGCGAGCGGCCUUACAUCUGCGAGUUCUGCGGGAAGACGUUCAUCGAUAACGGCGCUCUGACGACGCACAUCAGGAACCACACCGGGGACCGACCGGCGCAGCGUGUCUCCUGUGAGACCUGUGGGAGGAGCCUGGCGUCGGUCCACGUCCUGGAGGUCCACAAGAGGAUCCACACCGGCGAGAAGCCGUUUCAGUGCCGCGUCUGCGGAAAAGCCUUCAGGCAGGUGGGAGGGCUGAACGCCCACAUGCUGACCCACACCGGAGAGAAGCCGUUCAGCUGCAGCUUCUGCAACAAGAGCUUCAGCACCAAAGGAUACUUGGAGACCCACAUCCGCUUCCACAAGAAGGAGCGAGCGUUCAGCUGCCAGAUGUGCUGGAAGGCCUUCGUCACCAAGAACGACCUGAAGAAACACCUGUUGACGCACAGUGGAGAGAAACCCUACGGCUGCAGAGUCUGUGGGAAGAGCUACCAGGAGAAACGCUCCAGAGACGUCCACAUGAAGGUCCACAUGAAGGUCCACCUGGACGCCCGGAGCACCAAAGAACCAAUCAGGAGGCCGGACUUCAUCCAGCUGUAGUUCAGACGGACAGAUGUCUCCUUUUAUAGCAAUAAAAUAAAUAAAACACAUAUUCAGAUGUUUUUCUAAGAAGAGCUGCAGCUAACGAUCACAUGACCACCAAACGAUCAACAUGGUUUAAAAACAGUUUUCUCAUUUCUGUCCAUCAGCUGAUUGAUUACUGACAUUUAUUCCAGUGGAGACACGAGGAGGAAAAUACAUAAAUAGUUCUUAAAAAGAGAAAAAAAGGUGUUAAAAGGUUUUUUAAACGUACAUGUUCAUGGUUUAAACCAAUAGAUGGAAUCAAUCAGAAUUACCCACAAUUCAUAGCAAUCACCAGAGGAAACAUGGAGACAUGAAGGAUUAAAGAUGGAACAGAGAUUAUAAUAAACAGAUUUAUUCAUCAAACAUUUCAUUUAGUUAUUGAAGCUGUUUUGACAAAAACAAAUAAAUAGAAAGAUUCUAGAAGACGUUCAGAUCAGAGAGUAAAGAAUAUAAAUAAAUAACCAUGACUGUACUUAACAUUUUGUGUCGUUGUCAUGGUAACGUGGUAUGUUGGUAUUUACACCGUUUAAAACCCAUUUACCAGCUGACGUCAGAGCCCUGAAGGUUCAGGGUUUAACACCAGGACUGGACCUGAGACUCUCAAUGACUUCCUGUUUUUGUCUUUACAGCUGAGGUGUAAAUUAAAAUAUAUUCAAAC